AUGUGGUACCCCAGCAAAGGAGAAGUCACUUACCGGAUGGAUGAUCGGGUUUCAGUGGACAUCCCUGGCAGUGGCUCAUAUGAUUCCUUACUGUUCGCAGCCAAAAACUCAAAAUUGCUGGCAUUCCAAAGAUCAAGAGAAGAAGGGCUAGAAUUGGAAAGGAACUCAGAAAAGAUUUGCACAGUGGCGGAGGGCAUUUCCGCUUACUUUAAUAGUCUAUCAUAUGGUUUGUCGAAUGAUGGUAUGAAUUAUUCUGGCUAUCCAGUGAUUGGAAACCACAGCGAUAUGAUGUCAUCAGGAGGUUGUCUGGAUAGUAAAGAAGAUGCAUUGGCCACGGCUUGUCCCUGGGACUCCCGCAUACAUGGCCAAUUUUUUCAUCAGACCACUUUCACCAUACCCCUUAGGAACGUGAAGGCAUUUAUCAGCGACAUCCAAAGUCUGGUCAAGAUCGAACCAAAGGCUUUAUGCGGACUCGAUUUAUACAAUGGUGUGUUGAUCCGGUAUGUUCAACCAUCAUUUGCAUACUUGGGCAUCGAAUUUGAGGGUAUGGAAUUCGAAUUUACAUACUAUAGAAGCAGAGACCCGUUGAUGCCUCGGAUGUAUGAAGAUUUUUUCGAGGAGAUCGAGCAGAUGGGUUUGUUCAAGUACGAGGGGCUGCCACAUUGGGGCAAGAACAGAAACGUUGCAUUUAUCAACGCCAUUGACAAGUACCAGGAUGCAGCUUUUUUCUUGAUGAUGAAGCAGAUGUUUGACCCACUAGGCCUAUUUUCAAGCAAAUGGACAGACGCAGUAUUGGGUUUGGGAGGCGACCUUACCGUAGAUACAGAAGGUUGUGCAUUGGAGGGGUUGUGCAUCUGUUCGAAAGAUGUGCAUUGUUCCCCUACCAAUGGUUACUUCUGUCGACCUGGGAAGAUCUACAAGGCAGCGCGCGUCUGUGCCCACUUAUGA
This is a messenger RNA of Camelina sativa (false flax), 948 nucleotides long. Lineage: Eukaryota; Viridiplantae; Streptophyta; Magnoliopsida; Brassicales; Brassicaceae. The record is from RefSeq and is a predicted model, not a curated record.